AUGGCUUUAUCAUCAACAAACCCUUUACUAUCCUCUAACUUUUUUGGCACCAAAAUUUUUAUUUCUCCUCCUACACCUAAAACCGUUCCAAGAAAUUUCCGAGUACAAGAUUCGAUUUUUAACAGGAAUUCGAAAUCGUUCAAGAAUGUUCAAUCACAUGCCACUUUAGCUGCUUUACUGUUUUCUUCAAUUACUCCACAAGCAUUGGCAGUGGAUAACGCCACCCCUCCUGCGGCUGCGCCGCCUGUGCUACAAGCUGAGGCGCCUAAGCCUGGUCCAUCGUCGCCCUUUUCUCAGAAUCUUGUUUUGACGGCCCCAAAGCCACAGGCCCAGUCGACUUCUGACCUUCCUGACGGAUCUAAUUGGCGUUAUAGUGAGUUCUUGAAUGCAGUCAAGAAGGGGAAGGUUGAGAGGGUGAGGUUCAGCAAAGACGGAAGUGCCCUUCAGCUCACAGCAGUGGAUGGCCGUAGGGCUACCGUUAUUGUGCCCAAUGACCCGGAUUUAAUUGACAUUUUGGCGAUGAAUGGUGUUGAUAUUUCGGUUUCUGAGGGUGAUUCUGGAAAUGGGUUGUUUAGUUUUAUUGGGAAUUUGAUCUUCCCAUUUAUUGCCUUUGCUGGACUUUUCUUUUUGUUCAGGCGGGCACAGGGUGGGCCAGGUGGACCUGGAGGUCUAGGAGGGCCAAUGGAUUUUGGCCGGUCGAAGUCUAAGUUCCAGGAGGUGCCGGAGACUGGUGUCACAUUUGCUGAUGUGGCUGGGGCUGAUCAAGCAAAAUUGGAGUUGCAAGAAGUGGUUGAUUUCUUGAAAAAUCCCGAUAAGUACACCGCUCUGGGUGCUAAAAUUCCGAAAGGGUGUCUUUUGGUUGGUCCUCCUGGUACUGGGAAAACCCUUUUGGCCAGGGCAGUUGCCGGUGAGGCCGGGGUGCCAUUCUUUUCGUGUGCAGCCUCAGAGUUUGUGGAAUUGUUUGUGGGCGUGGGAGCUUCAAGAGUGAGGGAUUUGUUUGAGAAGGCAAAGUCGAAAGCUCCUUGCAUUGUGUUCAUUGAUGAGAUUGAUGCUGUUGGGAGGCAGAGAGGGGCAGGACUUGGAGGUGGUAAUGAUGAAAGAGAGCAGACUAUCAAUCAGCUCUUGACUGAAAUGGAUGGGUUCUCAGGGAAUUCAGGUGUUAUAGUGUUGGCAGCAACUAACCGCCCAGAUGUUCUUGAUGCGGCAUUGUUAAGGCCUGGAAGGUUUGAUCGGCAGGUCACUGUGGACAGGCCUGAUGUUGCUGGUAGAGUCAAGAUUCUUCAGGUGCAUUCCAGAGGUAAGGCUCUUGCGAAAGAUGUCGACUUUGAAAAGAUUGCAAGGAGAACACCAGGUUUUACCGGGGCAGAUUUGCAAAAUCUGAUGAAUGAAGCAGCCAUCCUUGCAGCACGCCGCGACCUCAAGGAAAUAAGCAAAGAUGAGAUAUCUGAUGCCCUUGAGAGAAUAAUUGCUGGACCAGAGAAGAAAAAUGCGGUUGUCUCUGAUGAAAAGAAGAGGCUGGUUGCUUAUCAUGAGGCUGGGCAUGCUUUAGUUGGAGCUCUUAUGCCAGAAUAUGAUCCAGUAGCGAAGAUCUCCAUCAUUCCUCGUGGCCAAGCUGGUGGCCUUACUUUUUUUGCUCCAAGUGAAGAGAGGCUAGAGUCAGGGUUGUACAGUAGAAGCUACCUAGAGAAUCAGAUGGCUGUCGCUCUGGGUGGAAGAGUUGCAGAAGAGGUUAUUUUUGGAUCCGAAAACGUAACAACUGGGGCAUCAAAUGACUUCAUGCAAGUUUCGAGGGUGGCUAGGCAGAUGGUCGAGAGAUUUGGGUUCAGCAAAAAGAUCGGACAAGUCGCCAUCGGUGGACCUGGUGGAAAUCCCUUCCUUGGUCAGCAGAUGUCGUCCCAGAAAGACUACUCCAUGGCAACUGCUGAUGUUGUCGAUGCAGAAACAACAUCAGCAAUGGAGAAAGAUGGACAAGAGAGAGAGAGGGGGCGUACGGUGGACGGAAAACAACCAACUCCGCCGAAUAUAUCUCCAAUGCAACCGAUGACCAAGGAGGCGUACGGCGGCGGGAUGUACGGCAAGGAGCCGGGACAAGAAAAACAAGCAAGAAAGCCACCAGCCAGUGAGACUCAACGUGCAGAUGGGCCGGCGGAGGCGACCAUCACCCAACCUAAGCAUAAGCCCCCGCCUUCAACCGGUGAUCGUGACAUCGAUAUCACCGGCCAAUCUUAUAUUCAGUAG
This is a messenger RNA of Fraxinus pennsylvanica, 2238 nucleotides long. Lineage: Eukaryota; Viridiplantae; Streptophyta; Magnoliopsida; Lamiales; Oleaceae. The record is from the annotation of a GenBank genome assembly.